GCGGCGUCGAAGCCGCCUGCGCCUCGGAAGGAAGACUCCCACGGCAAAACGAGGAAAUUCAGUUUGGCCGAGAAGAUUUUGCGGAGCGGAAGCGAAGGGAAGCUGCUCAGACAACAGCAGCAGCAGCAGCAGCAGCAGCAGGUGCAAGCAGCUGAAACUCCUCUUCAGCAGAGGCUGUCCCUGCCUAAAGACCAGGGAAAAAGCAAUCUGCAUGUCACGUCAUUAGAAGAUGCAGCAUGUCGCCGAACCAAGGAGCCCCUUGCUAACGGAAGCCCCCGCAGCACGGUUCCCAAGCACGCUCGCAACCUGUCCCGCAGGUACACCGUAGGCGGGCCCCGCAGCUCCAAGGAGAUCCUGGGACUGCAGACGUCGGAGAUGGACAGGAAGAGAGAAGCCUUCCUGGAGCAUCUGAAGCAGAAAUACCCCCACCAUGCUACGGCCAUCAUGGGUCACCAAGAACGGCUGAGAGAUCAGACAAGAAGCCCAAAGCUCUGUCAGAGCCCUCAGCCAGCGAGCUCGGGAGACCAGGCCGAGCAUCUCUCGGAGGCAUCUGCAGACUCUCUGGACGCCAUGUCGGAGGGGGAGGCCCCGAGUCCUUUCUCUAGGGGCAGCCGAACCCGGGCAAGCCUUCCGGUGGUCAGGUCCACGAACCAGACCAAGGAGAGAUCGCUGGGUGUUUUGUAUCUGCAGUAUGGAGAUGAAACCAAGCAGCUCCGGAUGCCGAAUGCAAUUACAAGCGCAGACACGAUCCGUGCUCUCUUCGUCAGUGCCUUCCCUCAGCAGCUCACGAUGAAAAUCCUGGAGUCUCCGAGCGUAGCCAUCUACAUCAAGGAUGAAAGCAGAAACAUUUAUUAUGAGCUCAGUGAUGUGAGGAACAUCCAGGACCGGUCCUUCCUCAAAGUUUACAACAAGGAUCCUGCCCACGCUUUCAAUCACACAACCAAAACUGUAAAUGGAGACGUGAGGAUGCAGAGAGAAAUUGCUUAUGCCAGAGGAGACGGCGCUGGGCCCUCUCGCCCAGGAUCCCAUGCCAAUCCCACUUCUCCUCCGUCCACGCCUGUGGCCCAUUCGAUGCCCCCGUCCCCAUCCAGAAUCCCCUACGGCGGCGUCCGCUCAGUGGUGGUCCCCGGCAACGCCACCCUCCCCAGGGACCGCCUGUCCAGCAUGCCGGUGUCGCGCUCCGUCUCACCCAGCCCGAGCGCCAUCCUGGAGCGGAGGGAUGUCAAGCCGGAUGAGGACCUGAGUGGCAAGAACCUGGCCCUCUUCAGGAACGAAGGCCUGUACGCGGACCCCUACCUGUACCACGAGGCCAGGAUGAGCAUCGCUUCGGCCCACACCGGCCACCCCCUGGACGUCCCAGACCACGUCAUAGCCUACCACCGUACCGCCAUCCGCUCAGCCAGCGCCUACUGCAGCCCCUCUAUGCAGGCAGAGCUGAUGGAGCAGUCGCUGUAUCGGCAGAAAUCCAGGAAGUAUCCCGACAGCCACCUGCCCACGCUGGGCUCCAAGACCCCACCUGCCUCCCCCCACCGAGUGGCGGACAUCAGGAUGAUGGACUUGCAUCCUCACCCCAAUGCCCUCAUGGCUCCUCACGCCCUGCCGCCCGAUCGGGCCUCCCCCAGUCGCCAGUCCUUCAAGAAGGAGCUGGGCCCGGUCAUGUACGUGGAGAGCAAGGCGGUGCGGAACCCUGCAGGCCUACCUGUUGUGGUGGAUGUGAUCGAGAAGCCGGCCUUUGGCUACGGCACCAUGCCAGCCCCCAAAGAUAAAGAGACCAGAGACAGGAUGCAAGCCAUGGAGAAACAAAUUGCCAGUUUAACUGGUCUUGUUCAGUCUGCGCUUUUUAAAGGCCCAAAUACAAGUAAUAGCAAAGAUGCUUCUAGUGAGAAGAUGGGGAAGGCUGGGUCCAGCAGAAGCAGCACGGACAGUGCAGGAGCAACUGUCUCUGGGGCAAAGAGUCCACUACCUGUGCCCGAGUCGGCCGCUGUCCGAGGCCAGACCCCACCUGUGGGCUCCUCCUCCAUCCAAGUCAGCCUCCACGACAUGCGGCGGAAUGUGGCAGAGCUCAAGAUCCAGCUCCAUCAGAUGAGGCAGCUCCAGCUGCAGAACCAGGAGCUGCUGCGGGCCAUGAUGAAAAAAGCAGAGCUGGAAAUCAACGGCAAAGUGAUUGAGACGGUGAAGAAACUGGAGGAUCCGGUGCAGCGACAGCGCGUCCUGGUGGAACAGGAAAGGCAGAAGUACCUCCGCGAGGAAGAGAGGAUUGUCAAGAAACUCUGUGAGCUGGAACAGUUCGUGGAAGACUUGAAGAAGGACUCCUCCUGGGCCGGGAGAGCCGUCACCCUGAAGGACGUGGAAGACGGCGCCUUCCUCCUGCGGCAGGUGGGCGAGGCCGUCGCCACGCUGAAAGGAGAGUUUCCGAGCCUGCAGAACAAGAUGCGGGCUGUUCUGCGCAUCGAGGUGGAGGCCGUCCGGUUCCUGAAGGAGGAGCCCCACAAGCUGGACAGCUUACUGAAGAGGGUCCGCAGCAUGACCGAUGUUCUGACCGCGCUACGCAGACACGUGACGGAAGAGCUUCUGAAAGGCGCGGACCCGGCCCAAGCCGCUCAGUAUGCAGCCCUGGAAAAAGCCACGGCGGCCGAGAUCCUGAGACACCAGGAGGAAUCGGGGUCCCCUCUUGGCCGGUCCUCCCAGAACCCCCCCUCAGCCACCGGGGAGGCCACGAUGUCCACACUCAAGACCGAAGCAGGGGCCGCCUCAUCCGGGUCGGCUCCAAGGGCCCCAAGCUCUCCCGCCCUCAGCCACCCGCCUCAGCCCUCGGUGGCUCUGGCCGGGCCCUCCCAGAACCCCCCGGCCGGGGGUGGCCGGCACCCCUCCAGCCCGCCCGACCCCGGCCAGGAUCCCCAGGCCCUUCCGUCGCCUCAGGCCCCUGCCAGUGGUUCCACUGUGCAGAACUUGUUCAUCGAAGAGAUCCACAGCGCCAGCGCCAGCACCAGGAGCCGGGCCGUGUCCAUCGAGAAAGCAGAAAGGAAAUGGGAAGAAAAAAGGCAAAACCUGGGCCACUAUAACGGCAAAGAGUUCGAAAAGCUGCUAGAAGAAGCUCAGGCCAAUCUCCUGAAAUCCAUCCCCAACCUGGAGAUGCCCCCACAGGCAGCUGCUCAGGCAAAGGGAGACGUGGUGGACAAGGCAGACCUCCUGGAGGAGGGUAAAUCGGAACAGGAGUGCGAUAAACUGGGGAAGGCGCCCCCUCCACCUCCGCCGCCGCCUCCACGUCGCAGCUACCUGCCGGGAUCUGGACUGACCACCACGAGAUCAGGCGACGUGGUGUACACAGUCAGGAAAGAGACCAUCGUGGCUAAGGAAAGCAAGGAAGACACAGGUCAAGUCCCACAGCCCAAAGUCAGCAGAUGCUCCACGGAGGAGAAGGCGUCGGCCCGGGCCCUGCCCGCACCUCCUGUCACAGGCUCUUCUGCAAAGGAUGAGGAGGAGGAGGAAGAGGAAGGGGACCGGAUUAUGGCAGAGCUGCAGGCUUUCCAGAAGUGCUCUUUCAUGGAUGUAAAUUCAAACAGUCAUGUUGAGCAGUCCCGAACAGACAGCCACGUUAAAGACUCUAGCAGGCCCGUGGCUUUAAUACAUCCCAAGGAAAAGAAGGGCAUUUUUGGAAGUUGGAGAACAAAGCAAAUCAAGAACUGGGAAAUUCUCCACGAAGACGCACAGAAAUCAGAGGUCGCUCAUGAAAGUGACUCCCCAGUGGAAUUCAGAAUGGUCGGUGGUGUUUCUCCGGGACCCCUAAAAGUUAGUAACAGCCCUAAAGACAAGAGGGAAAAUGAACCCGAAGAGAAUACUGCAGAAAGGGAAAAAGGCGAUCCCAAUAAGAGUUUGCUUAGAGAGAAUAAAGCCUCUUUACAGAAAGGCAGGUCCACAGUCAACGCAAGCCUCUCUGGAAUCGGUGCAGCAGAAGACGGGGUGAGCCCCGGACAGCCCCAUCCAGUGGUGGAAGCGGAGCAACAAAAGACAAGUUUUGGGAAGAUGAAAGAGAUGAGUCAACCCGCACUUGAAAAUCUGGCUAAGUGCAGCCCCGCCUCUAGGCCACCAGAGCCACGAACCCAGGAGCUCUCGAAGGCUUCCAAGUCGUCCCCCGACCACGACGUGGCCUCAGUCGACUACGGGCAGGUUGUCCUGAGGCCGAAAGGGGGCAGGACCGCUCCCAUAACUCCUAACGAGGAGGCCGACUCUACGGCGAGUUCCCCAACGGAGGAAAGUCCCCCGUCAGACAACAUCGCUUUCAUGAUUACCAAAACCGCGGUCCAGGUGCUCUCGAGCGGCGAAGUUCGAGACAUUGUGAGCAGACAGGGAGGAGACGUCCAGACUGUGAACAUUGAUGCCAAGAAAGAAGCGACUCCCCAACCAGGGGGACUGGAGAACGAAGACCCGGUCGUCUGCUUGGACAAGAAGCCCGUCAUCAUCAUUUUUGAUGAGCCGAUGGACAUCCGAUCUGCUUAUAAGAGACUUUCCACCAUAUUUGAGGAGUGCGAUGAGGAGCUGGAGAGAAUGAUGACGGAGGAGAAGAUUGAGGAAGAGGAGGAGGAAGAGGAGGACAGUGAAGAGCUCGUUACACAACAGAGACGGCAUCAGAUGCCGAAUAAAAGGACGGCUUCAGGUUACUCGGGAAGCACCAGGCCCGGGAAGCAGCCCCAGAGCAAACUGCUGUCUCACCCGACUUCGGCAGAAAGCAGAAUCCCCCGGGGCCCCGAAGCUAGCAAAACAGACUCUACCAAAGACGGCCAGGUUGACCCAAGUGCGGAAGGCAAGCCUGACCAGUUCGACGACCAAUUUGGAAGUGCAAAGAAAAAAUUUAAGUUCAAGUUCCCUAAAAAGCAGCUGGCCGCCUUAACCCAGGCCAUCCGGACGGGAACAAAGACGGGGAAGAAGACCUUACAGGUGGUGGUGUACGAGGAAGAGGAAGAGGACGGGACCCUGAAACAACACAAGGAAGCAAAAAGGUUUGAAAUUUCCAGGUCUCAACCGGAAGAGAUGCCCAAACAGCCGAGCGGGAGGCCGGAUGCCUCUAACCCAGAGUGUCUGGCCCCAGCGUCCAGAACGGAUGAGAUUCGGAAGAACACCUACAGGACGCUGGACAGCCUGGAGCAAACCAUCAAACAGCUGGAAAAUACCAUCAGUGAAAUGAGCCCGAAAACGGUGCCCGACUCCCUGGGCCCUUCCGCUAGAGGCUCCCUCCCGUGCGCGUCCCCCCUAGAGCCAGAGUCCUCCUCCAGGGCAUUAGCAGUCGCCGAAGAGACUAGUGCCGUUCUUGAAUCCCCCCCACCAAUACCUUCAUCUUCACGUAAGGGCCCCGCCGGGACGCCACCGACGAGCCGGAUGCCGGUCCCCAUGAGCUCCAAGACCAGACCCGGAAGCUUGGACAAGCCAGCCAAACAGCCCAAGCUCCAGGAUCCGCGCCAAUAUCGCCAGGCUAAUGGAAGUGCUAAGAAAGCUGGUGGGGACUGUAAGACCACGUCCCCUCCCCUUCCUGCUUCUAAGAUUCCAGCCUUUUCUCCCAGCUCUGGGAAAAGCAGUCCCUUGCCCGCUUCUAGCGACAGCAGCUGUAGCCCACUCCCCCCGCCACACACUAAAUCGUCCAUUCCUCCCGCUAACCUUCUCAGCCCCGCCACAGGCCGCGCCGCUUACUCUUCUUCCCUCAUCCCCUCCGUCUCUAACGGCUCCUUGAAGUUUCAGAACCCCCCUCACCUGGGGAAAGGUCACCAUCUUGCCUUCCCCCUCCAGACUCAAAAUGGCCGACCCUCCCCUCCCUCCUCCACCUCCUCCCCCCCAUCCCCUGCCUCUCCCACCUCACUGACUCCUCAAAGUGUGAAGAGCAUCCGGACCCUCCACACACCGAGCUUCACCAACUACAAGUCACAGAACGGAAAUGCAAGCAAAUCCACAGCAAAAGAGAGCGCUUAAAAAGGCCGCCUCGAUCCUCUCGGGGGGCAGGUUUCUCCAUGGCUUACUUAGGUUCAGUGAUCUGCCCAAUACACUAUUUCAAAGGGGGAGCAUGUUAAAUAGUGGAUUCUUAGAUCUGAGUAAAGCCGUUUUGCAAAAACAUCAUUUCUGUCAGAGUUGCCGAGCAUGUUGUGCCUCCCUGCCUGCCGCACCUGAUAAGGACCCGAAGAGUGUGUGUGUGUUGAGAGAGUUGUGUGUGUGUGUGUGUGUGUGGAGGUGGGCCAUGCAUGAAGAAUCCGUAGGGGCCAGAAUUUUCAGGUGUUUUGUAUAGAAAUAUUUUUCAUUAAGGGGGCCCUAGUCGGGAACAGAGAAAACUUGAGUGUAGUGGUUGAUGCAAACUGUAACGGAAAGAUUUCCUUUUGUUUAGCUUGUUACAGAUUUCUAUUUUUGUCAGAACUUCAUUUCCUUUCAAGGUCAUUUUGCCAAAACAUUUUGAUACUAUAGUAAUGUACAUUUAAACUAGCAUACUGACUGGAAAGUCAGCUUCUACACAGCCACCCGGUUUUAAUGUGUAGACUGGACAUCACCUAGGGCACUGCCAUUAGGAUUAUAUGUAAUGAGUUGCUGAUCCGAUAAAAUGUAUUUCUUUGACAUUUGCUAAUGAUUUUCUUUGCUGAACCCGAGCCCCCUCCUUCAAGCCGGUUUUCCUAUGGUCUGUUGUAGACCACAUUGUUAUUUGCAGUGUGGAUUUUUAAAUGUACACUUCUGUAUACUGGCAAAAUUUUGUGUGUCUGUGUAUAUAUAUAUAUAUAUAUAUAAAUAUCUAUGAAAAAUAAAUACUGUAUGUGGCAGGGCAAAAUAGUUUCAACACACCAAAGUUCAUUUCUAUGCAUGCUUUAAAAACCUUGUUGGGAUAGGGGGAAAAGGUGGCUCUCUGAACAAGUGUGCACCUAGGGUGUUUUUGUAAAUAGCCUUUUUUUUGUAUAACACUAAUGUAAUAUACAGAACUAUAAGCAGAGGACUUUUUGAAACUAAAUAAAGUGCUGCAUGCCUGUAUU
Molecule: messenger RNA, 6995 nt
Organism: Ornithorhynchus anatinus (platypus)
Lineage: Eukaryota; Metazoa; Chordata; Mammalia; Monotremata; Ornithorhynchidae
Product: KIAA1217 ortholog
Exons: 22
Coding region: 376-5958 (1860 amino acids)
Cellular component (GO): cytoplasm
Source: RefSeq, a predicted model, not a curated record